AUGGCUUCCGAAAAGGUAGACCCCCCAGACGCGCUAGUCAGAGGACUGGUACAGGAAUGUGAAGAGCUUAAGAAAGGUUUGGUGAUAGGAUGCGACGCAAAUGCCCACCAUACUCAGUGGGGCUGCCCUAUCAACAACGACAGAGAGGCGCAACACGCAUACACCAAAGGUAAGUCGACCGAAUCGGCGCUACACUUGGUAGUAAGCAACAUCGAGAAAUCACUCAGUAUACAAGAAUACACCUUGAUCGCCUUCCUUGACAUAGAAGGAGCGUUCAACAACGUGCUCCCCACGGCAAUAACAGAAUCCCUCACUGAACUAGGGGUUGAGCCACCGCUGGUGGGGCUGAUCCACAAAUUGCUGAUAAGCAGAUUGGUCACGGCCACACUAGGGACCUCGACCCAGACUAGAUUAGUGAACAGAGGCACUCCGCAAGGAGGUGUACUAUCACCCCUUUUAUGGAAUAUCGCGGUAAAUAAACUACUGCGGAUUCUUGAAGGCGGAGGCUGUAAAAUAGUGGCAUACGCAGACGAUGUCGCUAUCAUCUUUAAUGGUAGAUACCCACAAACGUUAUGCGAUCUUAUGACCGCAAAACUAAAAACACUAUCGGAAUGGACUACAAAGAACGGACUUGGGGUAAAUCCCUCAAAAACGGAACUAGUCCUUUUUACAAAUAGAUACAAAAUCCCUAAACUUAACCCACCCACUUUAAACAACUGUAAUCUCUCUUUUAGUGAGCACGCAAGAUACUUGGGGUUAGUAUUAGAUAAGCGUCUUAAAUGGGGACUAAACAACCAAGAGAGAACCAAGAAAGCGACCAUUGCACUUUACUCUUGUAAAAAAGCAAUUGGGCUAAGAUGGGGUAUGUCUCCUAAAAUAGUCAAUUGGAUAUACAUAGCGGUAGUCAAGCCAAUCCUACUAUAUGGAGUGGCUCUGUGGUGGACCGCUUUACACAAACAAUGUAUCUUAACUCCACUUAACAAAGUACAGCGCAUGGCGGCCUUGUGUAUGAGUGGAGCCCUUCGAACUACCCCAAACGAAGCGCUGAAUGCGAUCUUGAACCUCCAGAGCCUGGACUUAGCAGGAAUGGAAAGGGCGAAAUCGGCAGCCAUUCGACUAAGGGAUACAGGGCAAUGGAAAGCCCAACUGUAUGGUCACGCUAAGAUUCUUCAGCAUGACAAAUUGAUCCCGCCAAAAACGGAUCUAUGUAAAACCCGUGAAUACAAUCACACGCCCUUCGAAGCUCUGAUCCCAGGCAGGGAAGUUUGGGAUCGUGGCCGACCGGGCUCAAUAGACGCAAUCUGUCUAUAUACAGACGGCUCCAAACUAGACGGACACGUAGGUGGAGGCAUAUACUCCGAGCAAUUAGAGAUCAGGCGGUCUUUCAGACUUCCUGACCACUGCAGUGUCUUCCAAGCGGAAGUGUACGCUAUAAUGGAAGCACUUGUCUGUUUAAGGGAGUUAAACACCCAGAACAGACACAUAAACAUAUAUAGUGAUAGCCAAGCGGCUAUUAAAUCAAUCUACUCGACAAACACAAACUCCCGAACAAUAGCAGACUGUCGCAAAUCUCUCCACGAGAUGGCUAAUCAGUUUACUGUCAGCCUUAUAUGGGUUCCGGGUCACCGGGAUAUCGUAGGCAACUGUAUAGCAGACGAGCUAGCCAGGCAAGGCACCACCAUACCUCUCCUUCCAGGAAAGGAGAAUGUCGGCAUGCCGAUGGCUACUUGUAAGCUAAUUAUUAAAAACCACUUCAGCAAAUUAGCCAACACUUAUUGGCAAAACACACCGCAAUGCCGAAUCUCUCACCAGACAUGGCCUGUAAUAAACAAUAAGAAAACAUCAGAACUACUCAAUUUCAGCCGCACUGAGUGCAGCAUGCUAAUUCGAGUACUCACAGGCCACUGGCUCGUUGGCGCACACGCCGGCAGGCUAAAAGCCCCAAAAAACGAUUUUUGCAGAAGCUGCAGGGAUGAGGAAGAAGAGGAAACGGUGGAACACCUACUCUGUUCAUGCCCAGCCCUUUGCAGGCUCAGACUGAAACACUUAGGAUAUCCUUUCAUAAAUGACCUGACCGAAAUAUCGCAGACUAACCUGAAGAGUCUAAGCUCUUUUAUUAAAUCCUCCGGAUGGGGGACCUGCUGAUCGACCAACUUACAGGCUGACUCUUAACGGAUAGGGGACCCAAAAAAUAGAGAUCAUACGGUAUCA
Messenger RNA from Drosophila rhopaloa, 2211 nucleotides. RefSeq lists its product as uncharacterized. Gene Ontology annotation, molecular function: nucleic acid binding; RNA-DNA hybrid ribonuclease activity. The record is from RefSeq and is a predicted model, not a curated record. NCBI's taxonomy places the organism in Eukaryota, Metazoa, Arthropoda, Insecta, Diptera, Drosophilidae. The coding region runs from base 1 to 2145 and encodes 714 amino acids. The transcript has 2 exons.